Messenger RNA from Manihot esculenta (cassava), 1977 nucleotides. RefSeq names its product disease resistance protein RPM1. Gene Ontology annotation, biological process: defense response to other organism. The transcript has 2 exons. Lineage: Eukaryota; Viridiplantae; Streptophyta; Magnoliopsida; Malpighiales; Euphorbiaceae. Bases 323 to 1828 code for a protein of 501 amino acids. The record is from RefSeq and is a predicted model, not a curated record.
AAAAUGCCACCAAAGACAAGGUUGUAAAUUUCGAAAGAAAAUACCCUUUUUAAACGAGGUUAAUAAUCCAUUAAAUGAAAGAAGCCUCAAGGCCUACAGCAUUACGAACAUCAAAAAUCCUUUAGGGCCCAAAUAAUUACAAAACCAAGCCCAACCCUAGAAACUAAGCCCUAACCAGGAUCCGACCUGAUGGCCUAAACCUUCUCAAACAAAGCUCUUGCUCUCCCUUACCAAGAAGUCAACAACUAUAUUAUCUGCUUCUCUCUCAUCUUACAAGUUAGUUUACAACACUGGUUCAUCAUUUUGAUCUGAUUAUAUCAUCAUGCCUCUCUUUUUCUACCAUAGUAAAUCCGAUGCGACCGUUCAAGAGUUGUAUACGGAGAUGCCCAGUGAAACAAAACAGGCUCCUGUUAUUCCAAGCUGCGAAAUUGAACAACACAAAGGUGAGACUUCUUCUUUAGCAGCUUCCAAAUCUAAUUACGAAAACCUUCCUCAUUAUCUCAAAUCCUGCUUAGAUUACUUUUAUACUCUUCCAAAUAUGGAAAAAGGAAAACUAGUUCGGCUUUUGUUGGCUCAAGGUCUAAUACCAGAAAAAUUAGGGGAGAUUAUGGAGGAUACAGCAGUAAAUAUGAUUAAGGAGUUAAUUAGCCUAGGGAUGCUUCAAGAACGCUAUGAAUUUUACAGUGAAAUGCAAGUCUCUGAAUUCUACAUAAAAUCAUGCCUUGUUAAAGUUGAGGAGGAGAAAGAUUUCGUCUCUAAAGCUGCCAAUUCUCCGAUCCAUGCAUUUAUUGAAAAUGAUGGACAAGACCUGCCUCCUACUCUCAAAUGCCUUCUGAUUCAAUCCUUGUUUGCAUCAGUAGAGUACUGUGGUGGUCAUACUAGAGCAUUUUCUCCGGCGUGUUUGCGAACUGUCUGCGUAUUGCAGUUUCUGUUGGCGUUGAAUUUGGAUGGCGGAGCGGACUGCUUACCUGAUGAACUGGGAGUUUUGGUUCACCUCAAGUAUUUAGAAUUGAGAAACACAAAUAUAAAGAAGCUUCCACGCACUAUAGCUAAUCUUCAAAAACUACAAACUUUGCAUAUAGUUCGUUGUUCAAAGCUAUUCCAACUACCUGGGGAAAUUCUGAAUAUUAAACAGCUUCGGCACCUUUUAUUGUGCGAUAUCAUAGAAUAUAGAGGUGGAAUUAGGGUUCCAAGGGGGAUUGGAACAUUGGAUGUGUCUGAGGAUCAUGCUGGUGAGCUAUUUGCAUCAGUCAGAAAACUGGAAAACCUUGUUUCCCUGUCAAUAAAUGCAGAAGAAGCCGGUGGCACACUUCUGCCUGAUUUGGAAGCAUUUUCUCCUCCACCUCAUCUUCAAGAGCUUUCUUUAGCUGGUGGUCUAAUUGAAAUGCCCAGUUGGCUUCCCUCCAUUGAAAAUCUAAGCAGUCUAGCACUAUGUCAUUCUAAUCUCUUGGAGAACUCAUCUUUAGUUCUUCAGUUUCUUCCCAAAUUAAAGCAUCUUAAUCUAUGGGAAACGUACAAUGCAAAGAUCAUUGGUAAAGAGUUUUGCGAGGCAGGUGGAUUUCCUGAGCUGGAAACUUUGAUAAUUGCUUCUGGUGAUCUAGUGGAGUGGACUGAGAUCGUAAAUGGGGCUUUUCCAAGUUUGAGGAAUCUUCAGUUAUGGAAUUGUCUUGAGUUGAGAUUUCUGCCUGAAGGUUUACAGAACAUUACUACAAUUAAAGAGUUGUUUUUGACUCACCUGCAUGGAGACCUCGAAAGGAGAUUGAGUGGAGAAGAAAAUUACAAGAUCAAGCAUAUUUCAAAAUUUUCUUGGGACAUGCCAAUUUCUUGACGAAGACACAGGAAAAGGAAGGUUUGUGACUUGGACUAGUCAAUCUUUUUAGAUUUAGGAUGAUAGAAACUGCUAGAAUUGGAAUCUUUCUUUGUAAAUCUUUUAGGAUUCAGAAUAAUGGAAUUGCAAGUUAUUCUUUUGGUUUUGGU